AGAUGAGAGUAAAAUCAUCUUCGGCAAUCUGUCGCAGGUGGUGGACUUUCAGGUGAUGUUCUCGGCUGAGCUUUUAGCAACCAGUCAACUGCCACUCCAUCAACAGCGCGUGGGCGCCUGUUUCAUGAAACAUGCGGAGCAAUUCAAAUGCUACACCAUGUACUGUGCCAAGCACUCCAAAGCACUGGAGCUGUUGAAUCGGCUGGGCACACGCAGCAAAUUAAAGGAAUUCGAAAGGAAGAAGGCAAUGGAUUUGGCCAGCGGCGGGGGCCAACGCAAUCUGUCGCUCAGCUCACUCGUCAUGAAACCAGUGCAACGGAUCUGCAAAUACCCUCUGCUGCUCAAGGAGUUCCGUCAGAAAACACCAAGUGACCAUUUGGACUAUGUACAGCUCACAUCAGCCCUGUCCAUGAUGGAGGAAUUGGCUGAGUACAUCAAUGAAAUGACGCGUAAGAUGGAAGACAUGCAGAGCAUGGUGACUCUGCAGCAGCAGAUCGACGGCUGGCAGGGACUCUCGCUCAUGGGCUGUGGCACUAUGCUACGACAGGGGAUACUCAGC
Molecule: messenger RNA, 559 nt
Organism: Sphaeroforma arctica JP610
Lineage: Eukaryota; Ichthyosporea; Ichthyophonida
Exons: 5
Molecular function (GO): guanyl-nucleotide exchange factor activity
Source: RefSeq, a predicted model, not a curated record